AUGGAGAUAGCGCCACAAGCUAUGUCUAGCGGAGAGAUUACUCGUCGGUUCGGUCUUAUAUUAGAGGCGACGAUACCGCGGAGUCGAUCCAUCGACUCGGUCGUUUCCCACGGGCCAAACGCCUAUUGCCGCGAGCGAAAUCCGCCCGUCCCACCCCCCAAUAAGGAUCGAAACCGCCCGAGCCGACCGCCAAUCCCAGAGCCCCACCGG
This is a messenger RNA of Iphiclides podalirius (scarce swallowtail), 210 nucleotides long. Lineage: Eukaryota; Metazoa; Arthropoda; Insecta; Lepidoptera; Papilionidae. The record is from the annotation of a GenBank genome assembly.